CAUGUGUGUUACUUUGUGGGUUAUUAUAGGACAAUUUGACAUAGGACAAUAUCGAUCAUGAGCUCAAUAGGUACUGGUUACGAUCUUUCUGCUGCACAGUUUUCCCCAGAUGGUCGGGUCUUUCAAGUCGAAUACGCUCAAAAGGCUGUGGAAAACAGCAGCACUGCUAUUGGGAUUCGAUGCAGGGAUGGAGUUGUGUUGGCAGUGGAAAAGUUGAUCACUUCUAAACUUCACGAACUGGAUUCAAACCAAAGAAUAUUCAACAUUGACAAGCAUGUUGGUAUGGCUGUUGCUGGUCUUCUGACAGAUGCACGAGAGAUUGUUGACAUUGCAAGAAAUGAGGCAAGUAACUACAGACAGCAAUAUGGAUGCCCUAUACCACUAAAACAUCUGACAGAGAGGGUGGCAAUGUACAUGCAUGCUUACACAUUGUACAGCUCUGUGCGGCCGUUUGGUGCAAGUGUUUUACUUGCCUCCUAUCUGGAUGACUCGGCACAAAUGUACAUGAUUGAUCCCUCUGGUGUUCCACUUGGAUAUAAUGGAUGUGCGAUGGGCAAAGCAAAGCAGAAUGCCAAAACUGAAAUUGAGAAACUGAAGUUGAAAGAAUUGUCUUGCCGAGAGGCUCUUAAUGAAGCUGCUAAAAUAGUAUAUGUUGUCCAUGAUGAAGUUAAGGAUAAGGCAUUUCAACUUCAACUGAGCUGGGUGUGUGCUGAGUCCGGUGGUGUACAUGAAAGGGUGCCUGAAAAUUUGGUAGAUGCAUCUGAAGCUUUUGCUAAAGAUGCCAUGGAGGAAAGUGAUUCUGAUGAUGAGUGAUGUUAAAAGUUCAAAAAAUUUGUUCCUAAGCUGAUUUAUUCAAGUUCAGAGUUAUUAGUGAAAAUAUUUUACAACAAACUGAAUUGUAUUGUACUGAAGAUUGUAUGUUAUAGAUUGCACAAGGAGAUCAAAUAUGUUCUCAUUUGCUUUCUAUAAUAACAACUGAACUGUAGAGUUAAUCAGUAUACUUCAAUGAAUUUGAGUUUGAUAGUUAAAUGCUCCUGAAUUCGAAUACUAUCAUAAUUUAAAGAGUUGUUAAGUUUUGUGUAAAAUACAAAAUUUAAG
Messenger RNA from Ciona intestinalis (vase tunicate), 1098 nucleotides. Its product is annotated as proteasome subunit alpha type-3-like. Gene Ontology annotation, biological process: ubiquitin-dependent protein catabolic process. Gene Ontology annotation, cellular component: proteasome core complex; proteasome core complex, alpha-subunit complex. Lineage: Eukaryota; Metazoa; Chordata; Ascidiacea; Phlebobranchia; Cionidae. The record is from RefSeq and is a predicted model, not a curated record.